AUGGAAAAGCUAUUGCACUGGUCUAUUGCUAAUGCGCAAGGUGAUAAAGAAGCCAUAGAGAAAGCAGGCGCUCCUGAUCCAAAGUUACUAGAGCAAUUAUUUGGUGGUGGUGGCCCUGAUGAUCCAACCUUGAUGAAGGAAGCUAUGGCUGUUAUAAUGAAUCCAGAGGCUGAUCUGGAGAACAAGUUGAUAGCUUAUGAUAAUUUUGAAAUGCUAAUUGAAAACUUGGAUAAUGCAAAUAACAUAGAAAAUAUGAAACUGUGGGAACCCAUACUAAAGACUUUGGAAGAUAAUGAAGCUGAUUUGCGUGCCAGUGGUCUUUCUGUCAUAGGAACAGCAGUUCAAAAUAAUACUGAUUCCCAAACUAAUUUUUUAAAAUAUGAAGGUGGAUUGAAAAUACUUAUUGCUAUUGCAAAGAGUUCCGAAGAGCCAAGCGACGUUAGGAUAAAAGCAUUUUAUGCCUUAUCCAACCUUCUACGGAAUCAUAUAGAGGCAGGUAAGAAAUUUCAAGCUUUAGGUGGUCUAGACGUUUUUCCAGUUGCACUAAAUGAUCCAAAGGCCACUCCAAAGCUGAAAAUGAGAGCUAUAUCUGCUCUCAGUGCAUUUCUAUCUUCGUCAAAGAUUGAUGAACAACUAUUAGAUACACUAAGAAAAGAUGGUGUCCUUGUAUCUGUGAUAGAAAACCUAGGUACGGACAAUGUAAAUGUCAUUGAUAGAGUACUAUCGGUUCUUUCUCAUUUGAUAUCGUCUGGUAUAAAAUUUAAUGACAGUGAACUUGAGAUGCUGCAAAAAGAAUUUGAAAAGAUUGACUCUUUAAAGGACAGACUAAAUGAAGAUGAUUAUUUGGCGGUAAAGUAUGUAUUUUCCAAAAAAUAA
This is a messenger RNA of Nakaseomyces glabratus, 876 nucleotides long. RefSeq names its product Hsp70 nucleotide exchange factor FES1 (gene FES1). Gene Ontology annotation, cellular component: endoplasmic reticulum. Gene Ontology annotation, molecular function: adenyl-nucleotide exchange factor activity. Lineage: Eukaryota; Fungi; Ascomycota; Saccharomycetes; Saccharomycetales; Saccharomycetaceae. The record is from RefSeq and is a predicted model, not a curated record.